Acaulospora colombiana is the source of this 870-nucleotide messenger RNA. The record is from the annotation of a GenBank genome assembly. Lineage: Eukaryota; Fungi; Glomeromycota; Glomeromycetes; Diversisporales; Acaulosporaceae.
AUGUAUUCGGAAGUGACGCAUACCGUUGAUGCUAAUGAAUCGGGUCCAUUUCUCACCACUAUUCUCUUCAGUGUCGAAGACCGCGUCGGUGUUUUGGACGAAUGCUUAUCAGCCGUCAAGAAUUUAAAUAUUUCAUUAACAAGAAUUGAAAGUCGUCCGAGUAAAACGCCUGGCUGGGACUAUGAUUUCUUUAUUGAUUUUAAUUCAGAGAACGCCGACCAACUUAAUCGCGUAGCUCAAACUCUGGAGAAAAUUACAAAACAGGUGAAAGUCAUUGGUGCCGGCAACAAACAAGCUACAGAAGCGCAGAUUCCAUGGUUCCCGCGUAAAAAGUCCGAUCUUGACACUUUUGCUGAUAAAGUGUUAGAGAUGGGAGAAGAACUUGAUUCCGAUCAUCCGGGUGCAAAGGAUCCAGUUUAUAGAGCGCGACGCGCAGAGAUUACUCGAGUCGCAAAAACGCAUCGUCACGGACAACCUAUCCCUACUAUUGAAUACACUCCUCAAGAGAUCGCCACAUGGGACGGUGAAAUUAAAGCAUAUGGUGCAGGACUUUUAUCUUCAUUUGGCGAAUUAGAGUAUUCGCUAACCGAUAAACCGAAAAAAGUGCCGUUCGAUCCUUACAAGACUGCAUUGCAACCAUACAUCGUGACUGAAUAUCAACCAAUUUAUUUCGUCGCGGAUUCUUUCAAAGAUGCUCAACUGAAGGUACGUGAGUUCGCCAAGACCUUAAAUAGACCUUUUUCCGUGAGAUAUAAUCCAUAUACGGAGAGUAUAGAAGUUUUGGACAAUCAGGAGAAAAUCGUAAGAUACGCUCAAAGCAUCAAGAGUGACAUGGAUACAUUAGUAAACGCUCUAGAAAAGUUAUAUUAA